AUGCCUCGUGGCCAGAAGAGCAAGCUGCGUGCUCGUGAGAAGCGCCGCCAGGCCCGUGCUAAAAAUGCACCAGAGGGAGAGGCUUCUCCUGGUCCUUUCUAUGGGUGUCCACAUCAGGCGAUCCCUGUUGAUGGUAUGGCUACACCUUCCAACGUGCCACAGGGAGCUCAUUCUGCCUUUUUAGACCUGUUAUCAAGUACAAGGGCUCAAAACCGAGACGAGAAAAGUUCAGAUGACUCUGAUAGCAGUGAUGACUGGUGUAAUGAUCCUAUAAACCACAAAGUAGUCUUACUGGUGCAGUUCCUGAUAGAGAAGUAUCAAAAGAAGGAGGUUAUUACAAAGGCAGAUAUGAUGAAGUCUGUUAUCAAAACAUCUAAGAGUGACUUCAAUGAGAUCCUAAAGAGAGCCUCAGAGCACAUGGAAUUGGCCUUUGGUGUUGAUCUGAAGGAAGUGGAUCCUAUCCGGCACUGCUAUGCCCUUUUCAAUAAACUAGAGCAUACCUUUGAUGGGGUGAUGGGUGAAGAAAAAAUGCCCAAUAGCGGCCUCCUAAUGAUUGUGCUGGGUGUGAUCUUCAUGAAAAAUAACUGUGCCCCUGAAACGGAGAUCUGGGAUGUGCUAAAUAUGAUGGGUGUUUAUGCUAACAGAAAGCACUUCAUCUAUGGCGAUCCUAAGAAGGUCGUUACUCAAGAUUUUGUAAAGCUAAGGUACUUGGAGUACCGACAAGUGCCCAACAGCAAUCCUCCAUCCUUUGAAUUCAUGUGGGGCCCCAAAGCCCAUGCUGAAAUCAGCAAGAUGAAGAUCCUGGAGUUUUGGGCCAAGAUUCAUGAUAGCACACCAGAGGCCUUCGCACCCUUGUAUGAAGCAGCUGUGAAAGAUGAAGAAGAAAGAGCCAAAGCCAGGGCUGCAGCUAGGGCUCGCACCACUGCUAUGGCCAGUUCAUGUUCAAGAGUCAUGCCUGGCAGCUCCUCCCAUGCUAAGUAA
Messenger RNA from Acomys russatus (golden spiny mouse), 981 nucleotides. RefSeq names its product melanoma-associated antigen B18-like. Gene Ontology annotation, biological process: negative regulation of transcription by RNA polymerase II. The transcript has a single exon. Gene Ontology annotation, cellular component: nucleus. Bases 1 to 981 code for a protein of 326 amino acids. Lineage: Eukaryota; Metazoa; Chordata; Mammalia; Rodentia; Muridae. The record is from RefSeq and is a predicted model, not a curated record.